AUGCAGCCUUCCAAAGAACUAUCUGAGUUUCUCUGGGCUAACAGCCUGAAACCCGACGACACGAAGGAGGACAGAGGCGCUGCGAUUCACUUGGCCAUCUCACAAAAGUCAUCAAACCUCGCAAAGGAGCUCCUCAAAUUAUACCCUGAAGAUUGCAUCAGUGUCAAAGACUACAGGGGCAGGAAAAAGGGUCGCUUGCCACUCCAUAACGCCGCGCAGCUGGGGAUGCGAAGUCUCGUGGUUGAGCUUCUCGACAAAGGCGCUGAUAUCAAUGCCAUAACAGCCACUCGCUGGGGAUGGUCGGCUCUCAUGCUUGCGGUUGAGGCUGGACAGAGGGAAGUUGUUGCCAUUUUGUUGCAGCGCGGUGCAGAUCUUGAAGCUCAAACCAGAGACGACGUCAAGUCAGAUAACCGAAAGCGAUGGACUGCCCUCCAUCUCGCCGCAGCUGAACUCAAAUCCCCGAAUAUCAUUUUGCAACUGCUUCAUAAAGGGGCAAACUGCAAUGCCAAAACCCUCGAUGGAGACACAGCAUUGCACCUUGCUGUCAGAUUCCAGUGUCUGACGGCCGCUGGUCUACUGCUGUUGCAUGGAGCAUCAUCCCGUGCCAAGAAUAACCUGGGCAUAUCGCCGGAAGACAUUAUGAUUAAGUUUCAAAAGGAGGAUCGCCACAAGUUCCAACACAUGUUGAAGUGUAACACGGCAGAGGCUAAGCCUCAGUUCCUGUCUUGCAUCGAUGGCGAUUUAGUCAACCCGAACUUGCCCAAGGCCAUGCACAAAGCUGCUGAGAAAGGCAUGGCAGGGGCCUUGAUUUACCUAUUACACAUGGAUCAUCGUCUAGUUCUGGCCAAGAAUGAAAGUGGAUGGCAACCGCUGCAUACUGCGACGAAAUUUGGAUCGACUGAAGCUGCCCGAACCCUCCUUAAGCAUGGCGCGGAUGUCAAUUGCCUGACAAAAGGGAAAUGGACCCCUGUCAUGCUGGCAUCCAAGUAUAAUCAUGUUGAAGUCCUCAAAGUUCUAUUGUUGUAUAAACCCAACACUAUGCUGCAGAGUAGCGAUGGCUACGAUGCUGCGACAUUGGCUAGUCGGCAUGGUGACACUUUGGUCAACCUGCUGCCAACCUUUCGACAUGUUCCCAGAGAUAUGGUCCCCCGGGCCGAAAAGAAUAGCCAAAAGAAUAGCCCUGAAUCAUCGACUAGUACGCUGCAUGUUCCGAAGCGGCCUGGCCCGAGUAGAGAUCCUUCGCCAGCGAGAAGUGACAGUUCUGAGCUGGAAGGGGAACUUUACGCUUUAAGCGAUGCGACAACAGCUACUUCUUCAGAUUCAUCACCAAAAAAGUUGGUUCCUCCCUUACUUGUACUUUACAUAAUGACUUACACUCUUGACAGCUCGGGAACCAUAGAGAAGCUCUUCCAAGAUUUAGAGCGAACUUGGUACGAAAGAAUCCAAUGGAGUCCCGAAGACGACAACAACAAGAGCAGUCCCGAGUGGUCUGGUCCCGUGAAAAUCGCGAUUCUUGACACCGGCAUCGACCUGGCACAUGAGGACUUUCGACUUCCACCGCGGCGACAUACUAAAAUCGGGCAGCGUGUUGCCAGUAAGUUGACCGAGCGGCCACAAAGAGACAGGAUCAAAGCAUGCAGGAACUUCAUUGGUGGCCCUGGUGAAGAGGAGGACGUACAAGAUACAGUUGGCCAUGGAACACACAUUGCUGGUAUAAUUCUAGCAAUUGCUCCCAGGGCAGAGUUGUAUAUCGCAAAGACAAGUUCCAGCGAAAGCCUCAGCACAUCAGCACACAGCGAUUCUAAGAGUGAGAGAACAAGAAGAAAGGGUCGAAGGCCAGUCGAGGAGGCAUUACAGUGGGCGAUAGACCAAGGCGUCGAUAUCAUCAACCUCUCUUUAGGAUUUUCAUAUGAAAGCUCCUACGACCUAACUCAAGCACUGGAGGAUGCAAACCACAAAGGAAUAAUAGUCUUUGCCGCCGCAGCCAACCACGGCAACCGAGAAGCCAUCUCAUGGCCCGCUCGAGACCGUGACCUGGCCAUAUGCGUCACAUCCGGCGACGAGCAAAACACCCUUUCGCGGUUUGCGCCAAGCGGUAACAGAGACUUACCCGUCUUUAUAACCCACGGCGAAGACGUGUGUAGUCAAUGGCCAACAAAUCUCGGCGGAGGAUAUCGCAAAAUGAGCGGGACGUCGGUUUCCACCCCCGUUGCUGUCGGCAUGGCGGCCAUGGUCCUUGCGUUUCUGAAUACGACGAAUCACUGGUCACCGGGACAGAAGCGAGAAUGGCUGGAUCGAUCCAAGGAGCGCAGACUGCGGAGUACGCGGGGAAUGGGGCGGCUGUUGGAGCAAAUCUGUCGAGAUCGAAAUGGUCUCAAGGUUCUUUCUCCGAAGCUGAUGUGGGAGGAGAACCCGAAUGCGAAUCCUUUGCAGAUUCUUAGUGCAAUAUCGCAGGCUUUCCGGCUGCCUGGAUGA
Molecule: messenger RNA, 2475 nt
Organism: Pochonia chlamydosporia 170
Lineage: Eukaryota; Fungi; Ascomycota; Sordariomycetes; Hypocreales; Clavicipitaceae
Product: ankyrin repeat domain-containing protein
Exons: 2
Coding region: 1-2475 (824 amino acids)
Biological process (GO): proteolysis; protein localization to ciliary inversin compartment
Cellular component (GO): ciliary inversin compartment
Molecular function (GO): protein binding; serine-type endopeptidase activity
Source: RefSeq, a predicted model, not a curated record